AUGAAUACCGCAGAGUCUGUACCUAAAAACCCUUCUUCUUGUUCUAUGAGUCCUCUAAACCUUGAGGAGUUCAGGAGGCAAGGUUACAUGGCCAUUGAUUUUAUUGCAGAUUAUUAUCAGAACAUUGAGAAACACCCAGUUUUAAGCCAAGUUAAACCAGGUUAUCUCAAAAAUCUCUUUCCAAAAUCAGCCCCAUAUAGUCCCGAGCCUAUUGAAACAAUCCUCCAUGAUGUGCAAAAACAUAUUGUUCCUGGCAUCACACAUUGGCAAAGUCCUAGUUACUUUGGAUAUUUCCCUUCAAGUGCUAGCACUGCAGGGUUCCUUGGCGAGAUGCUUUGUACUGGGUUUAAUGUUGUAGGAUUCGACUGGAUGUCAUCACCAGCUGCUACUGAACUGGAGAACAUUGUAAUGGAAUGGCUUGGAGAAAUGCUUACGCUUCCCAAAUGUUUUCUCUUCGCUGGAAAUGGUGGGGGGGUUAUACAAGGGACUACUUGCGAAGCCAUUUUGUGCACCUUAGUGGCUGCAAGAGACCGAAUGCUGAGCCAAAUUGGGAAAGACAACAUUGGUAAGCUAGUCGUCUAUGGCUCAAAUCAAACACACAGUGCACUCCAAAAGGCAGCACAUGUUGCAGGAAUCCAUAAAACGAACUGUCGAGCAAUAGAAACGACUAAAUCAACAUCAUUUGCACUAUCUCCAGAAUCAUUAAGAUUGGCUAUUUCUUUAGAUAUAGAAUCUGGGCUGGUUCCCAUGUUUCUAUGUGCCACCAUUGGGACAACUGCUACCACAGCAGUAGAUCCACUGAGACCAUUAUGCGAUGUUGCUAAUAGUUAUGGCUUAUGGGUACAUGUCGAUGCAGCGUACGCUGGUAAUGCUUGUAUAUGCCCAGAAUUCCAGCAUUUUCUUGAUGGCGUAGAGGGGGCACACUCAUUCAGUUUGAAUGCACAUAAAUGGUUCUUUACCACUUUGGAUUGUUGUUGCCUUUGGUUAAAAGAUCCAAAAGCUCUUACGAAGUCCCUCUCGACAAAUCCCGAGUAUCUUAUGAGUAACCAUGCAACUAAUUCAGAACAAGUGGUGAACUACAAAGACUGGCAAAUAGCCCUUAGCCGAAGAUUUCGAUCCAUGAAACUAUGGCUUGUCUUGAGAAGCUAUGGUGUUGGUAACCUUAGAAGCUUCCUAAGAAGCCAUGUCAAAAUGGCCCAGCUUUUUGAGGAUCUUGUAGCCAGUGACAAAAGAUUUGAGGUUGUGGUUCCUAGAAACUUCGCAAUGGUGUGUUUUAGAGCUUUGCCACUGGCAAUAAGUAAAGAGGUGUCUGAAAAUGGCAUGGCUGUUAAUGGUCAGAAAAUCUCAUAUGACCAGGAAUGCAGUAACCAGCUUAACCAGGAGCUGUUAAAGUCAAUUAAUGCUUCAGGUCAUGUGUAUCUGACUCACGCUGUUGUUGCUGGGCUCUACAUCAUACGAUUUGCUGUCGGGGCAACGCUUACAGAGGAUCGGCAUGUUUUCACGGCUUGGAAGGUGGUGCAAGAGCAUUUAGAUGCGAUAACAGGCAUGUAG
Populus nigra (black poplar) is the source of this 1551-nucleotide messenger RNA. RefSeq names its product tyrosine decarboxylase-like. Gene Ontology annotation, molecular function: carboxy-lyase activity; pyridoxal phosphate binding. The record is from RefSeq and is a predicted model, not a curated record. NCBI's taxonomy places the organism in Eukaryota, Viridiplantae, Streptophyta, Magnoliopsida, Malpighiales, Salicaceae. Gene Ontology annotation, biological process: amino acid metabolic process. The coding region runs from base 1 to 1551 and encodes 516 amino acids. The transcript has a single exon.